Auanema sp. JU1783 is the source of this 1215-nucleotide messenger RNA. Lineage: Eukaryota; Metazoa; Nematoda; Chromadorea; Rhabditida; Rhabditidae. The record is from the annotation of a GenBank genome assembly.
AUGUCGGCCGCCUUCAAGGCAUUCAGAUCGGCAGCUCAAACGCCUUUGAAACAUUCAAUUAUAUAUAAUGAAAAACAUGUGGAAGUCAAACGAACUAUCAAACAGGUUGUUGAUAAACAUAUAAAUCCUAACGUGCAACAAUGGGAAGCUGAUGGUUGCUUCCCAGCUCAUGAAGUUUUCAAAAGGCUAGGAGAUGCCGGAGCCCUGGCGGUGAACAAACCAACAGAAUAUGGAGGGCUUGGAUUAGAUUUUUCUUAUUCCAUAGCCGUAGCUGAAGAGCUCGGAAGAGUAACUUGUGGGGCUAUACCGAUGGCUGUUAGUGUUCAGAAUGACAUGGCAACACCAGCGUUAGCGGAAUUCGGGUCUGAUCACUUACGAAGAGAAUUUCUCACACCAUCCAUAACGGGCGAUGCAGUCGCUUGCUUAGCAAUAAGUGAGCCAGAAGCUGGUAGCGAUGUUGCCGCAAUUCGUACUCAUGCCAGAUGGGAUGGUAGUGAUCUUAUUAUAAGUGGCUCAAAACUGUGGAUCACUAACGGAACACAGGCUGAUUGGGCCUGUGUGUUAGUGAAUACGAACCAACAUCCAUCCUUGCAUCGCAACAAGAGUUUACUUUGUAUAAGAUUAGAUGAAGCAGGUAUUCAUCGCAGUCCUCCCUUGAAAAAACUGGGAAUGCAGUCUUCUGAUACAGCUCAAAUAUUUUUCGAUGACGUCCGUGUUCCUUCUCGAAAUAUCAUCGGCGAUGAAGGAAGAGGCUUCGUAUAUCAGAUGAUGCAGUUCCAAGAUGAACGAUUAGUCACAGCAGCAGUUUUACUAGAGCCCUUGAAACGUUGCAUAGAUUUAACAAUAGACUAUACCCGCAAUCGAAAUAUAUUUAACAGCACUGUACUUAACCAACAGAUCGUUCAUUACUCGCUCGCAGAAUUACAAACUGAGUUGGAAGCUUUAAAAGCUCUGCUAUACGCCACGGUGGCUGCAAGAAUCGCUGGAGAGGAUGUUACACUUCCAGCAUCAAUGGCAAAGCUGAAAGCUGGAAGAUUAGCUCGUCAAAUUACAGACAGUUGCAUGCAAUUCUGGGGUGGACAAGGCUAUUUGUGGGACAACCCGAUAUCUCAAUUACAUCGAGAUCUGAGGUUGCAUUCUAUUGGUGCUGGAUGCGAUCAAGUGAUGCUCUCAAUAAUUUGUAAAUACAUGGAUAUUCUUCCUAAAAAUUAUUAA